Molecule: messenger RNA, 4153 nt
Organism: Sesamum indicum (sesame)
Lineage: Eukaryota; Viridiplantae; Streptophyta; Magnoliopsida; Lamiales; Pedaliaceae
Product: transcription factor LHW
Biological process (GO): regulation of DNA-templated transcription
Molecular function (GO): DNA-binding transcription factor activity; protein dimerization activity
Source: RefSeq, a predicted model, not a curated record
CCCACCCCCACCCUCACCCCACCAGUGGCAGCCAUAGCAAUUCCACCCAAACAUCAGGCCUGUUUCCAUCACCCACCUCUCAUUGGUUAAUCAUCAUGGCGCAUUUUAGCACACGCCCCCCAUCAUCUUCCCCUCUGCUGUAACAAAAAGAAAAAGCAGCAAAGGAAUCAUCAUUCUUACAUACUCUUCAACCCCCCAGGAGAAAAAGCAGAAAACAAGAGAGCCCAGAAACACACACACACACACACCACUCACUCACACUGUGACAUCCCACCAAAAUUCUCACCUUAAAUCCUCAUAAAGCUCUGAUCUUUAAUGCUACACUUGCAAUUUUAACCAAACAUAACUUCAAGCUUAUAUCUUUUGCUGUACCUGAAAUGGAGAAAGUCAUUGUUGCGAUUAACUGCGAGCUUAAAGCUUGUGGGAUAGUGUAGAGUUCUCUGAGUUUUUCCAUUUCAGCUGGGAAAAGAAGAAGCUCUUUCCUUUUCUCUUCAUUUCCCUUGUAUCUUUUUCACUUUCCCUUUCCUUUUUCUCUCUGAAGAAUGGGUUGCAAGCGCAUGAUAACAGGGAAUUUGGAUCCAGAGAGGAAAAGGAGUGGUGGGUUGAGAACAAAACAGGCUGGGCGUGGGUCUUGCAGAGGAAGUUAGGCUAAGGCCUCUUUGAUAUUUUGAGUAGAAAGAAAAGAAGGGAAAAGGGGAAAUAAUUUUUCCUUCUGGGAGGAAUAAUCUCAUAUUCCCCUCUUCUGAAUUGAAUCUUUCAGUAAAUCUUCAUCUAUAAGUACAUUUCAGAAUAUUCACAAAUAUAAUUCUGCCCUUCAUUUGGUGUAUGUUGCUUUGGGCUGCUACUGCUCCAUUAACUAGUUGCGAUGGGGUACUUGUUGAAAGAGGCUUUGAAGACUCUCUGUGGAGUUAACCAGUGGUCUUAUGCUGUUUUUUGGAAGAUUGGCUGCCAAAACCCCAAGCUGUUAAUAUGGGAAGAAUGCUACUAUGAACCUGCAUCAUGUUCAGGGCUUUCUGUAAAUCAGAAUCAAGAAACUGCAUUUCAUGAUUAUGGCGCUUCGUGGAUAUCAGCGGAAACUCAUAGUUUACAGUCCUAUGCUCAGGCAGGGGACAGGGUGCAUUCGCUUGUAAACAAGAUGAUGAUGGACAAUCAUGUUAAUAUUGUAGGAGAAGGAUUAGUUGGAAGAGUUGCAUUUACUGGAAACCAUCAGUGGAUCCUAUCUGAGAAUUAUUGCAAAGAAGCUCAUCCACCAGAGGUUUUAAAAGAGGUGAACCUGCAAUUUUCGGCUGGUAUGCAGACAGUUGCAGUUGUUCCUGUUCUUCCUCAUGGGGUUGUGCAGUUUGGUUCAUACUUGAAAAUAAUGGAGAACAUGGCAUUCCUAAAUGACGUAACGUCACUUGUGCUUCAGCUGGGAUAUGUAUCUGGCGUCUUGGUACCAGAGAACUAUGCAGCAAAAGAACAUGCUGCGAAAAUUGGGGUUCCCAUGUGUAUCGGGUAUUCUGCUCCUGGGGUAUUGUCUCUCGAGUCAGAUGUGAUCAAUGUUCCUUGUUCAUACAACAGUUUUAACUAUGUCGGCAACUCAGGGCAGAAUUCUAUGGUUGACAGUCAAACAUCUUUUGCCUUCGACAGAGAAACACAAAAUCAGCUGCAGUCAAAUGGGGCAGCAUUUCAACACUCAAACUCAACCUCGAGUCUGUUUAGGCCUCAACAUUACCACCAGGAAGCCAAGAUUGCUCAGGCAGCGAAGUUAGACUUUUCUUCCUCAAACCAGUGGGUGAAUGGAGUGGCUAAAGCUGAAGUUAUACCAUCAAAUUCAGAAAUAUGGAUGAACCGACAUGCUUCUCCUUAUGUCCAAAGAUCUACUUUAGAUUUACCUUCCAGUAGUUCAUCUACUUUGAAUAGUGAACCAAAAAUUUUGUCUGGAACCGGCACUCAGGGCCAUAGCAGCUCCAAUGUGUCCUCCGGCAUUCUGAUGCCUACACUGAGAAUGGAUUCCGGCUUAAUAUAUUGUUCUAACAACGGCUCUGUUAGUCGUACAUCAGGUGAAGUGAGUGGUAAUGGUAUGGGUAGCAAUAUGGAACCAAUAACUGGCGUGGUGUCGGAUGCUAAACCGGCGGGCAGUGGAAAUAUUAGUACCGAGCAUCCAGCUUCAAGUGAGCUUAAAAACGUGAAUUUUCCCAAAACAGAGGCAUCCGACUUUGAUUCUGUUGAGCAUUUCACAAAUAAUUCCUUGCUGGGUUAUGGCUCUGGCAGCAAACCUUGUCUCAUGGAUAAUAAGUUUGCACACAGUGAGUUGAAGGCCUGUAAGGGAGAGAGAGAACAGAAUACAAUUAAUACUACUCUGCCUCAAUACAGUGAGCAUCUAAAUAUGGCUGAACUCGUUCCUGGUUUUGCUGAAGAUGACAGAAAACAGAAAUUUGGAGGUCAGAUUCAUUCCGUGAAUAAUACCAAAUAUGGCGACGCAUAUGUCCAACCUGAAUCAGGAGAUGAUUUGUUUGAUGUUGUCGGAGCUGAUUUUAAGAGUAAAUUAUUCAGUAGUUGCUGGAAUAGUUGUUUGACCAAUGAAUCAGACUCAAAAAUGCAUAACUGGGAUAAGAAUAAUUUGCCUUCUACAAAAAGGCUGGCUUCUACGGACAUAUACUUGACAAGCCAAGCAAACUCAGAUAGUGGGAUUUUCUCCUCGACUGGAACCGACCAUCUCUUGGAGGCUGUGGUAUUGUCCAAAGCUCAUCCUUCUGCCAAGCAGAGCAUGGAUGACAGUGUUUCUUGCCGGACAACAUUGACAAAUACAAGCAGCUCCUCUGCACCAAAUACUUCGCUGCCCUAUGGCCGUUUCGGGCUUUCUGAGCAGAUGAAGGGAGAGUUAUUUGGUGUUCCGAAAUAUCUGGCUAAGGCAGGAGCAAUGAGUUCUUGCUCAUUGAGAACAGGUUCUUCUAAGGAAGAAUCAGGAACCUUCUCCCAGGGAAGUUCCAUUUAUGGAUCACAAAUAAGUUCAUGGAUUGAGAAGGAUCAGAAAGCGAAGCAGAGUAACAGUGUGUCGACUGGAUAUUCUAAGAAACCAGAUGAAACGAGUAAACAGAAUCGCAAGAGGCUUAAACCAGGAGAGAAUCCAAGACCCAGACCAAAAGAUCGGCAAAUGAUCCAAGAUCGUGUGAAGGAACUAAGGGAAAUCGUACCCAACGGGGCGAAGUGUAGCAUUGAUGCUCUACUCGAACGUACUAUCAAACAUAUGCUUUUCUUGCAAAGUGUCACUAAGCAUGCUGACAAGCUGAAGCAAACUGGAGAGUCCAAGAUUAUUAGCAAGGACGGAGGCUUGCUUUUAAAAGAGAACUUCGAAGGAGGAGCUACAUGGGCUUAUGAAGUAGGUUCGCAAUCCAUGGUCUGUCCUAUCAUAGUUGAGGAUCUAAAUCAGCCCCGUCAAAUGCUUGUCGAGAUGCUUUGUGAAGAACGAGGCUUAUUCUUAGAAAUAGCAGACAUAAUUAGAGGACUGGGGCUAACCAUUUUAAAGGGCGUAAUGGAAACUCGGAACGACAAGAUUUGGGCACGCUUUGCUGUAGAGGCUAAUAGGGACGUGACAAGGAUGGAAAUCUUUAUCUCAUUAGUUCGCCUCUUGGAGCAAAGUGCAAAAACCAGUGCAGCUCAACCCAACGGCAUUAGCAGUGAAAACAUGACGACUCAACAAUUUCACCAAGUUGCCUCCAUUCCCGUGACUGGUAGUUCCCAUAGUUUACAGUGAUGGAAACAAUCUGGUUUGGAUGUGUUAAGAGCGAGUGAAAGCGAAAGCGAAAGCUCGCCAUGACUAGCAUCAUCUCCCAGAAUUCUCAUUAGUGGUAACUCUUGCAGAUUUUGUGGAAUGUUGAGAACAGAUUAUAUUUAGCAUUUGAUGGUUGAUUAGCUGUUGUCACUUGUAAUGAAUCGCCAUAGCUUUUUGUGAUGGUAGAAGUGGCAGAUGGUUAAGGGAGGGGUUUUGUUGGUGUAGUGAUGUAUGAUAUAGGAAGGAAGUGGGUGUGAUAAAUUAGGUGCAAGCUGUGGUUUCAUUGUACUGUGUUUUUCUCAUUUUAUGUCAGAUUUCUGGAUUGAUUUUCCUAUUUCUUGUGUUCAAAUUAUGGAUGGUCUGAGUGUAUUGAAAUGAGCAUGCUUGAGUUUGGUUUGA